AUGUCACAGCAGUCGUCUGAUCCUGGUGAAACGGACGCUCUGUCGGGAUUGGACUCGUUUCAUCAUCUGAAACGUCACGGUCUCCAUCAGCGCCAAUUGUCGUCGAGUCGCCGUCAUCAGCGAUGUCGGCCUACGUUGGGAUGUUUAAUGAUCACCGUGGCGUUCACUCUUCUUGGCACGGCUGCUUUGUCGGCGUCCAUUUUCACUGAUUACUGGGAGAGGAUCGACUACAACGUCAGUUCCAUCGACGCCAUCGCCCAGCGCAGCAACGGAACUCAUCGGCUUACUUGGCUCUUUAACAAAACCGUGGCGCGGAUCGUUUUGAAUCCGCUGGCGUCAUCAUCGACCGCCGGUGGUAAAUUAUCAGGCCGGACUCCAUCUUCGUCUAAUUCCUACCUGCUGCCAAAGCGCAACGCAUCCAAUACAACAACAACAACAACAGCAGCAACAACCCCAAUCCGACCCAACGAUGGGCUUUCACUGGACCGGCCGUUCGGCGCCCCAAAUUACGUCCAGUUCGCCUCAAUCGACCGCCAACAAGAAAUAUCCAAGCAAAGAUGGAGCGGAUUUAGUCAUCCGGAAGACGGAGCGUUCAACAAGUCCCGGAUCCUCUCGAGGCGUAAUAGGAGGCACGCGACGUCGAACGGAACGCACCGUCGUAAAAAGCGGGCCGGCAGCACCCGCCGUCGUCCCGAUUCUUUGUUCUACUUGAUCCCGCUCCACGGUGGCAUCUGGCAUCUUUGCGUCGAUCUUCAGAACGACCAACUGAGAAUGCUACAAGAAAUGGGCCUCGACCGUGAUGCCUGCACAGAGUACCUCGCCACUAGCGGAGCUUUAGCAGCUUCCGGCGUUGAAAAUGACGCAUUUCGCGUGACGUCCAACUACCUAAAUCAUCACGUUCAAUCCAAAAUGCACAAUUUAUCGAUCUCUUGCGCCAUGGUCUGCGUUAUUCUCCUGGCGUCAGCUGCUCUGCUCGGAACUUUCGGAAUUAUGAAGCGUCAAAUCAGCGCAGUGCUCAUUACUGGAGUCAUGUACAUUCUAGCAGCUCUCUUUGCCGUCUUCUCGCUCGUCAUCAUGCACUGCAAGCGAAACAGUCGGCGUGAAACGGGCUUUGUUGACGAUCCGUUAGUGAAUCCAGUCGAGUACAACGAGGCUCGGAUCUUUUCAAACAGCUGGUCAAUGUUACUCGGUUGGGCUGGCUCUGCGGUCAUUUUCGUCGCCAGUAUUUUUUGGCUAUUUCUGGCCAAGGUUAUGCGAUACAAUCAACUGACGUUCUUCUUCUGAGUUGCUGCUCCAGUAUAUACCAGGAGAGUGUGGUUGUGUGUGUUUGUGUGUGUGUGUGUGAGUGUUCUAUUUACCUCGGAGGUUUGGUUCUUUUUAUUCUGUUUUCUCACUUUUUUUUAUUUUCAUUCUCUAACUCGGAAAACGUCACGCGCCACCACUAUACGCCCGUUUCUCCUUAACCGUUGUUUAUUGUAUCGACGUGUUUUUAUCUCGAAGAAAAAAAGGGUUCCCUGAGCAUACUAUAUAUAUAUACACUGUACGACGCCAAAUCAUGCCAAAAUAUACGUAUAUACUAUA
Messenger RNA from Daphnia pulex (common water flea), 1581 nucleotides. RefSeq lists its product as uncharacterized. The transcript has 8 exons. NCBI's taxonomy places the organism in Eukaryota, Metazoa, Arthropoda, Branchiopoda, Diplostraca, Daphniidae. Gene Ontology annotation, cellular component: membrane. The record is from RefSeq and is a predicted model, not a curated record. The coding region runs from base 1 to 1284 and encodes 427 amino acids.